Messenger RNA from Numida meleagris (helmeted guineafowl), 3821 nucleotides. It is a transcript of the gene CGRRF1, whose product is annotated as cell growth regulator with ring finger domain 1. The record is from RefSeq and is a predicted model, not a curated record. Gene Ontology annotation, biological process: negative regulation of cell growth. Bases 142 to 1170 code for a protein of 342 amino acids. Lineage: Eukaryota; Metazoa; Chordata; Aves; Galliformes; Numididae. The transcript is spliced from 6 exons.
AAGAGGCUAAGCUCAGGGCAGCGGCUUCACUCUGCCGCCGCGCAUGCGCCCGAGUUUUGCGCAUGCGCCUUGCGCAGCAGCCGGCCGGCGGGCUGUGUGGUGAGGUGGGUGGUUCGGCUCGGCUGUCUGCCUGCCGCCCCUAUGGCUGCUGUGUUUCUCGUCACGCUCUACGAAUACUCACCGCUUUUCUACAUCACGGUGGUGUUCGUCUGCUUCCUCGUCACCAGCGGGCUGGUGCUGGGCUGGUUCGGUUUGGGUGUUCCUGUUAUUCUCAGAAACUCAGAAGAAACAGAAUCCAGCACGAGAGUACUGAAAAAGCAGAUGAGACAAGUGAAGAAUCCUUUUGGUUUAGAAAUCUCUCACCCUGACACAGCUUCAGUAACAAAGGGUAUAACACUGACACCUGACUGUCUGGAAGACUGUGUUCUUACGUGCUACUGGGGCUGCAAUGUUCAAAAACUCCAUGAAGCGUUGCAAAAACAUGUCUACUGCUUCAGAAUAAAUACUCCUCAGGCAUUAGAGGAUGCUCUAUACGACGAAUAUCUCUAUCGACAGCAGUACUUCAUCAAAAAGAAUGACAAGGAAGAAAAAUAUUGUCAGUUACCAGAAGAUGCUCAAGUUGUCGAUUUUGGCCCGGUGCCUAGGCUUCGCUAUCCAUUGAUAGCGCUGUUGACAUUAGCUGAUGAAGAAGACAGGGAAAUAUAUGAUAUUAUUUCAAUGGUGGCUGUAAUUCAUGUUCCUGAUGAGAGCUACAGACUUUCCUGCAGAAUAUUAUAUCAGUAUCUACUUCUAGCUCAAGGCCAAUACCAUGAUCUGAAGCAGCUCUUUAUGUCUGCAAAUAGUACUGCCCCAUCUCCGUGUGGUACCUCUCCAGAUGAGAGAAGCACUGACAGAAGCUUGCUGGAAAAGGCUGGACUGGCUGAAGAUGAACCAGAAUUGCAUGAAGAAAACAGUAAAGACUGCGUUGUAUGCCAGAAUGGCACAGUGAACUGGGUACUCCUACCCUGCAGGCACACGUGCUUGUGCGAUGGCUGCAUUAAGUAUUUUCAGCAGUGUCCAAUGUGUAGGCAGUUUGUUCAAGAAUCUUUUCCACUCUGCAGUAAAAAGGAGCAAGAUGAAGAUGAAUCAACGCAGAUCUUGCAAGAUGUUCGUCCUGGAAGAGUUUUUUAAUGGAGACAAAAAUAAAAGAAUUGGGUUGGAUGCACCAAGGUUCAAUGUAGAGAACAGACUGUUGAUGGGAGGAUAUCUAGCAUUAACUUGUACAGUUUUGCUUUUCAUUGCUAGGCAAUUUUCAGCUUCCUUAUAUGUCUCCGCUCCAUAUGCUGACAGGAACACUACAUUUCUCUGUGCAAUGUGGACAGAAGAAGUGCGUAGGAUAUAUUUGAGGGAUGUGAUUAUUUUUAUAGCUUCUUACUAAUUUUUCAUGGAGUACUACUGCAGGCUAUUUUGAUUACUAAAUUUAGCUUAUCUACUUGCAAACAAAACUUGCAAGUGAAGUUGAAACGCACACAGCUUAUUCUGUAUUUAUUAUAUUUAAAAUAUGAGAGCAAUAUAUCAAUUCCAUAUAAUUCAGAAACCUGGCACUUUACAGAGCGUGACAAAUGAAGGAAGGGAUACAUUCUUCAUAGUCAAACCCAUGUAUAUUUAUUUUGUAGACAAGGGCUGUACUGUGACAGGUGCUGGAAGGAGAAGUUGUUGAGGACACUGGGGCUAUUUUGAAAGGAUGUGGGUGUGUGAAGGGCCCGAGCCAAUGCCCAUUGGAAUGAGUGGAAAGGUUUUUGUUGCUGUUUGUUGCCUUGAACCAAACCUUGCUGACACUUUCAAGCCUGAGCUGCUACUACCACAUCAUCUUGCGACAGAUUUUCAAUCUUGCUGGCAAUGGCUGCAAGAACUUGUUCUCCAUACAAAUGCUAGUUAAUUACUCCACAGAGUUACUUGAGCAGUUCCGCUGUGCUAUUCUUACAUGAGUCACCUGCUUGGGGAAUUUCUGAUUCUGUUUCCUUGCGUUGUCAGAUUGGAUGAACAGUUGACCAUUACUUUUUCCUUUAUCAGUAGUCCCAGGACAUUUGCUUACUCUAAUAAAGAAAGAAGCUAAAGAAUUAUUGAAAACUAUUUUUUUUUUCUCUCAGUGGUAUUGUCAAAAGCAAUAAAAACUGCUGUUAAGAAGAGAAAUUGUUGUUUUGCUUGAGAGCCAAAUUCUCCUAAAGAAAGACAGGCUAGUUGCAAAUCUGCUGAUAUAAGACACAAAUGCAGACACUUGCUAGAACCUGUAAAAAUAGGGAGUGCCUGCUCUCUGUCUUUCAUCUUGUUCCCUUGUCCCUUUGCCCCACAUCCAUGUUCAGGAAACCUGCUCAGUCCCAGGGAGAAAAAGCCUUGCUCCAAGCUCUUCAGCUGCACUCUGCUGUGGCUCCUGUAUCAGUGCUGCUCUGGUGCUGAUUUCUGUGUGUCACACACCUCCAAAACAGGGAAGGCAGCUUCCCCUGUUCAAGUUAUUCCAUCUUCAUCUUUCUGUCAUUCCGCUUUUUUGUGUUAGUUUUGCCUUUGAUCUUAUAAAUUCCCGGCAUUUAUCUCUGAGUAAAAGAUUUAGGUGGGCAUGAAAAGGGCAGUGUUUGCUUGUAAAGAUAGAUAGAGGUUGGGAAUUGAUGCACGUGGCCACAGAUUUCCAGCCAAAGAUCCACAGGCUAUUUGUAAGACUGUUUAUCUGGUCUACUUGGAGUGACCUUCCUUACCAGAGAACUCUGGAAUAUGAGGCUGGCCAAAUCAGCCUGCUGUUUGCACUGUGUAUCAAACAGGACUUAAAUACAUAUAUCUGAGAGGACUGAAAAGUGCUUGCAGAGAACGUCCAAAGACAAAUGGUUCUGGUUGGAAAUCAUCAUGGCAAUGAAUGGUGUACGUGAGGCAAUUUGAGAGGCUGAGAACGCUAAGAGGAAUGCAGAGAGUGUAAUAACAGAAGGAACAAUUGCUGGCUGGAGCGCUGGUGGUAGCAAGGCCAUCCCUCAGGUGAGAACACGGUGCAGAUGUGGAGAAACAACAGCGUGAAGCAACUUCAAAAGAACCAGAGCUGCCUGUAUUGAGGGCUUGUGAAGACUCUAAAUACCAUCUGGUGUCUUCACCACUCAGUCUGAGCUGCAAAGGCAUGAGGAUUUGAUAGACAACAUUCCUUGUCUUCUCUUUCACUGUUGGCAGUCUCAACCAUUUGGACGCACAUCUUGCUGCUAGUGAGCGUGCGAACAUGCAGGGAGGGGAGGGUUGAAAUCAGUUUUGAAAAUAAAGAUCACCUUCCCUGUUUCUGUGGUCCUGUGCUGAGUUUUGUUAGCUUGGUUGCUACAUACCUGAUGGAGGAAGGUGGUUGCUGAGUUUAGCCUGUCUGUGUUGCUAACUGUUCUGCGUGGAAUGAGAGCAGCUAAGGUGAUGAUGGUGGAAAUAAUUGUUCUCCAGGCUUCCUUGUAUGCAUGGUGUCACUUGUGAAGUGGAAAGCUGGUACAAGCUGUUCUGUGCCUCUGUGGGCACUCAGAAAUUAGUACAAAGACUUCUCCACAGCUGCCACCAAAGAUCCCAGGCAAUGACAGUAGCUGUUUCCAUAUGAACAAUUUACUCUAUCUGAACUUGGGAUAGAGGCCGUGCAGGUCAUUAGCCCAGAGGAACAGCUUAGUGCUGCACUGCUUCUAACCUGGAGCUGGGCACUGCUUCGUAGUUAGCAGGGACUUGGUUUGUCUUUGUAUAUGAUCAAAGAAAGAGGUGGGUUUGUUUGUUGUUGUUGUUUUUUUUACUACUGUAAAACUACCAGCAGCACCAAUUUAUUAAAGUUUCCCAACAAGACA